GUGAAUUCUACAUACAAGACAAGCUUGAUUCUACUAUCUACAUACAAGGCAUUCGAAUACGCUAUUGAGAAUAAGUUUCUGUUAUCAGUGAGUGUUCGUCAUAGCCGAGGUUUUUCACAGCAGACAGACAGACAGACAGAAAGACAGACGGGCAGGCCGACCUUGUCAACCCCCCCCACUCGAGAAUAUACAUUGCGCGGUACUUCGAUCACCCCCACCAGCUUACACCAACCAUGCCACCACCGACCCUGACACCGGUAUCGAUCAUCGAAAAUGUCCGUCUACCAGAGUCCGAGUCGGUCUCAACAUGGGACAUUUCGAUUGACAACAACCGAGGCAUCAUCACCUCGAUCACUCCGCAUCAAGGCCAGUCCGAUACCGCAGGUUCCCGCGCACCUCUGGCCCUCCCCGCAUUGACGCACCCGCACAUUCACCUCGACAAGGCAUACAUCCAUAACGCCCGCGAGUAUGCCCAUCUCCUCCCUUUUAAUGGUUCAUUCGCCGAAGCCUUAUCCUCCACCACCCAAGCAAAAUGCCAGUUCACCCAUACUGACCUCCUGAAGCGCGGGGAAUGGCUCCUCGCCGGAUCCGUCGCCGCAGGCGUUACGGCCAUGCGGGCGUUUGUGGAAGUGGACCAGGCGGUCGGAUUCACUUGUCUGGACGCCGGGAUCACACUCAGGGAGACCUGGAAGGACGCCUGCACGAUCCAGCUCGUGAGCUUCGCACAAGAUCCCAUAUUCUCCGGUCAGCAUGGCGAGGAGACGCGACAGCUGAUGGAAGACGCAAUCAAACGGCCGCAGGUGGAUGUAAUUGGUACAACACCGUAUGUGGAGGUGACCGCCGAAGCUGCGAAGCGAAAUAUUGUAUGGGCGAUUGACCGCGGCUUGCAAUAUGAUAAGCACGUUGAUUUUCACCUGGACUACAAUCUCGACCCUGUGACAGAGGCCCUUGUCUGGUUUGUUCUGCGGACGCUCAAGGAAAAGGGUUGGUCGGCCCGGUCAACGCACAAACGCGUCAUGCUAGGACACUGCACGCGGCUCACCCUGCUUAGCAGAGAGGAGUGGACGAGGCUAGCAAAAGAAAUCAAGGACAACGAUCUUCCUGUUAGCUUCGUGGGGCUGCCCACAAGCGAUCUCUAUAUGGCGGCUCCUCCGCCCCGAGACGACACAAACAACCCCCGAGGGACCUUGCCGGUGAUGGAGAUGAUAAACAAGCAUGAGUUGGACGCUGUGAUCGGAAUCAAUAACGUUGGCAAUGCAUUUACGCCCUGGGGAACCGAGGACCCGCUGUCGUUGGCUUGCUUAGGAGUGGGAAUUUAUCAGGCCGGAACCAAGGCAAAUGCAGAACUUCUGUACGAAUGUGUCUCCACACGCGCUCGUGCAGCGAUUGGACUAGCACCACCUCAUACUGGUCUUUCUUUGAGGUGCGGAAGCCGUGCGGAUUUCCUGCUGUUCCACGAAGUCGAUGAAUCAGGCUGUGGCGUGGUGAGGCCCCGGCAUGGUGUCGCAGGCAUUGUUUGGGACCCGCCGGCGAAGAUGAGCCGGGUCGUAAUCGUAGGUGGACGGCGGAAUGUUUCCUCGCCUUCCUUUGGACACCCCCGAGACGUGUCAUCUGAUGCACUGAAGACCUCGCAAGAACUUUAUACCUUGCUUCAACAAUAGUAACAAGAGGUUCUAGCGGGAAGCGUAGAUACUCAUCAAUGAAAACUCGAUCAUCGGAAGUUGGGUUGCUUGAAGUGAGUUGCACUCUAUUCCCAAGGCCACAAUCCAAAGUAGGAGUAGUUCUAGAUAAUCUAUCACAUCAUGUUGAUCGUACACUC
Aspergillus saccharolyticus JOP 1030-1 is the source of this 1819-nucleotide messenger RNA. Its product is annotated as putative zinc metallopeptidase. NCBI's taxonomy places the organism in Eukaryota, Fungi, Ascomycota, Eurotiomycetes, Eurotiales, Aspergillaceae. Gene Ontology annotation, molecular function: hydrolase activity, acting on carbon-nitrogen (but not peptide) bonds, in cyclic amidines. The coding region runs from base 234 to 1661 and encodes 475 amino acids. The record is from RefSeq and is a predicted model, not a curated record. The transcript has a single exon.